Molecule: messenger RNA, 4645 nt
Organism: Amborella trichopoda
Lineage: Eukaryota; Viridiplantae; Streptophyta; Magnoliopsida; Amborellales; Amborellaceae
Gene: LBA1
Product: RNA helicase
Biological process (GO): nuclear-transcribed mRNA catabolic process, nonsense-mediated decay
Cellular component (GO): cytoplasm
Molecular function (GO): DNA binding; zinc ion binding; RNA binding
Source: RefSeq, a predicted model, not a curated record
UUUUUGCUAUAGAUGCAUAUGUUAAACUCUGGUUGAUAGUGUGGUUAUCUCAACCCGCACAUUUGCUCUCUCUCUCUCUAAAAAUUCAUCAGAUUGCAUCUCAUGCAAAGCAGAUAUCUCCAAAUCUCUCUCUCUCUCUAAACGCCAAAACCUAGAAAACCAGCCCCUUUUGGUUUCUACCCCUUCCAUUGCCCACCACCUCCAAACGCUUCAUCCUCCCCAAACAAACCCUAACUAGGACAAACCCCAGCGCUCCCUCAACCUCCAUUAGAGAGAAAGCCCCAACUCAGAAAAUCCCGAAAUGGCAGCCCAAACCGUGGUCUCAAACAUGUAUGAGACCGCAUCCCAACCCGACACCGGUGACGCCUACACCUUCCUUGAAUUCAACACACAGGGGGAUGAUUUCGAUUAUCCCGACUUCAGAGAGGUGAACCAAGCUUCUUCUUCUUCAUCCUCAAUUAGGGUUUGGAACCCGGACACUUCUGUUGGCGAACCCACCAUGGACCUACCAGGCGAGCCAGGUUCUGGCAAGGCUCGUACCACUGAUGCCCUAGUUUCAGGAAUGGCGGCUUUGAGCUUUGAGGAAGGGCCGGUGGGCGAGGAUGAUAAUUUUGAAUUUGGGAAGACCGGGGGUGACUUUGCCACCGAGCAUGCUUGCAGGUACUGUGGAGUGUCGAACCCUGCAUGUGUGGUCAGGUGCAACGUUGCGUCAUGUAGGAAGUGGUUCUGCAAUUCCAGGGGCAACACGUCAGGGUCGCAUAUUGUUAAUCACCUGGUUCGGGCAAAACACAAAGAAGUUUGUCUUCACAAAGACAGCCCUUUGGGGGAGACCAUCCUCGAAUGCUAUAAUUGUGGCUGUCGUAAUGUGUUUCUACUUGGAUUUAUAUCUGCAAAGACAGAGAGUGUUGUGGUGCUUUUGUGCCGGGAGCCUUGUUUAAGUGUCAAUGCACUUAAAGAUAUGAAUUGGGACCUGAGUCAGUGGUGCCCCCUCAUUGAUGAUAGAUGUUUCCUUCAAUGGCUUGUUAAGAUUCCAUCAGAGCAAGAGCAAUUGAGAGCGCGCCAAAUUAGUGCCCAGCAAAUCAAUAAGGUUGAAGAGCUCUGGAAAACAAACCCUGAUGCUUCUCUUGAAGAUCUUGAGAAGCCUGGUGUGGACGAUGAACCUCAGCCUGUGGUCCUCAAGUAUGAAGAUGCUUACCAGUAUCAAAAUGUAUUUGCUCCCCUUGUGAAGUUAGAGGCAGAUUAUGAUAAGAUGAUGAAAGAGUCUCAAAGUAAAGAUAAUGUUACAAUACGCUGGGAUAUUGGUCUAAACAAGAAACGCAUUGCGUAUUUCGUUUUUCCAAAGGAGGAUAAUGAAUUACGCCUCGUCCCUGGUGAUGAGUUGAGAUUGCGCUAUUCUGGGGAUGCUGCUCAUCCAGCAUGGCAGUCUGUUGGUCAUGUGAUAAAAUUGACCGCACAGGAGGAGGUUGCGCUUGAGCUGCGAGCCAGCCAGGGUGUUCCUGUAGAUGUCAAUCAUGGUUUUAGUGUAGAUUUUGUUUGGAAAAGUACCAGCUUUGAUCGUAUGCAAGGAGCAAUGAAGACUUUUGCCGUUGAUGAAACCAGUGUCAGCGGCUACAUAUACCAUCACUUGUUGGGCCAUGAAGUUGAGGUUCAGGUGGUUCGUAAUUCAUUACCUCGUCGCUUUGGUGCGCCUGGUCUACCAGAGCUUAAUGCAUCUCAAGUUUUUGCAGUGAAGAGUGUUCUCCAAAAGCCGGUUAGUUUGAUUCAGGGUCCGCCUGGUACAGGAAAGACUGUCACGUCUGCAGCUAUAGUGUAUCAUAUGGCAAAGCAAGGACAGGGACAGGUCUUAGUUUGUGCUCCAAGUAAUGUGGCUGUUGAUCAGCUUGCAGAAAAGAUAAGUGCCACCGGGUUAAAGGUUGUCAGGCUCUGUGCUAAGUCAAGGGAAGCAGUGAGUUCCCCUGUCGAGCAUUUGACACUGCACUAUCAGGUCCGGCACCUUGAUACAUCAGAAAAAAGUGAACUUCACAAGCUCCAACAGCUGAAAGAUGAACAAGGUGAGCUUUCAAGCGGUGAUGAGAAGAAGUACAAGGCUCUGAAAAGGGCAACUGAAAGGGAGAUUUCUCAGAGUGCUGAUGUCAUUUGUUGCACUUGUGUUGGUGCUGGUGAUCCUCGUCUGGCGAAUUUUAGAUUCAGACAGGUCCUUAUUGAUGAGUCCACCCAGGCAACUGAGCCGGAAUGUCUCAUUCCUUUGGUUCUCGGAGUGAAGCAGGUUGUCCUUGUUGGGGACCACUGCCAACUUGGUCCAGUCAUUAUGUGUAAGAAAGCGGCUCGAGCUGGUCUUGCCCAAUCUCUCUUUGAGCGUCUUGUCCUUCUUGGAGUGAAGCCCUUUAGGUUGCAGGUUCAAUAUCGUAUGCACCCUUCCCUCUCAGAAUUUCCUUCGAACAGCUUUUAUGAAGGCACACUGCAGAAUGGAGUGACCAUCAAUGAGAGGCAAUCAUCUGGGAUAGAUUUUCCUUGGCCAGUUCCAAACCGUCCCAUGUUCUUCUAUGUCCAGAUGGGACAAGAAGAGAUAAGUGCAAGUGGCACAUCCUAUUUAAAUAGAACAGAGGCUGCCAAUGUGGAAAAAAUAGUUAGCACUUUCUUGAAGUGUGGUGUCACUCCUAAUCAGAUUGGUGUUAUCACACCAUACGAAGGACAACGUGCUUAUAUUGUGAAUUAUAUGUCAAGAAAUGGGGCUCUUAGACAGCAGCUUUAUAAAGAAAUUGAGGUUGCUAGUGUUGAUUCCUUCCAGGGAAGGGAGAAAGAUUAUAUUAUUUUGUCUUGUGUGAGGAGUAAUGAGCAUCAGGGCAUUGGAUUUCUGAAUGAUCCACGUAGGCUAAAUGUUGCACUAACUCGUGCUCGCUAUGGUAUUGUCAUUCUUGGGAAUCCCAAAGUUUUAAGCAAACAACCGCUUUGGAACAGCUUAUUGACACAUUACAAGGAGCAUGAAUGCUUGGUAGAAGGUCCUCUGAAUAACUUGAAACAAAGUAUGGUUCAGUUUCAAAAGCCAAAAAAGAUCUACAGUGACCGCAGACUUUUCUUUACCAGUGGAGCCCCAGUUGUCCCUGGUGACAACUUUGGGUCUGUUGGGACCUCAAGCCCCAAUGCUGAUAAAAGAGGCGGCCGUGCUAAGGUUCAUUCUUAUAUGCCAUUUGGGCCACCGAAUGGCAACCACAAACCUGUUGUCCACCCUGCAGGCUUUCCUGUGCCUCGAAUUCCUCUCCCACCAUUCCCUGGUGGACCCCACACUCAGCCAUAUGCCAUUCCGACUCGUGGGGCUGUGCAUGGUCCUAUUGGUGCUGUUCCUCAGGUUCCUCAGGCUGGGAGCAGAGGCUUUGGUGCAGGUCGUGGCAAUGCUGGUGGCCCUAUUGGUGGCCACCUUCCUCAUCAGCAGGCUUCUCAACAACCAUUGGGAACCAUCAGUUCGGCUUUCAAUUUCCCUACUGGUUUGGACAAUCCUAACAGUCAACCAUCUGUUGGUGGCCCCCUUUCUCAAACUGGAAUUAUGAGUCAGAUGCCAGUACAAGGAUUGAGCCAGAAUUUCCGUGAGGGAUUUUCACUUGGUGGGAUGUCUCAGGAUUUUCUUGGUGAUGACUUCAAGAGCCAGGGAUCACACGUUGCAUACAAUGUUGCAGAUUUCUCCACUCAGGCUUCUCAAAGUGGCUAUGGAAUGGAGUACGUCACCCAAGGAACACAAGCUGGUUUCCCGGGGAGUUUUAUGAAUCAGAACUCUCAAGCUGGAUACUCCCAUUUGGGAACUGGAAGUGAUUUCAUAUCUCAGGACUACAUGCCUCAUGGGACUCAAGGCCUCUUCACUCAAGUGGGCUUCAAUGACCCAUCACAAGACGAUUCUUCACAGACGCAUUUUGGCAUGGCUGGUCCAGGUCCCCUCCAGUCACAGGGGGUGAUGAAUCCUCUAUAUUCUCAGCCUUUCACACAGUACAACACCCAGCCAUUAAACAUGCAGGCCCCUCAGCAACAGAACCAGAGCACUCAAAACCAGAAGCUCCACUAUAAUGGUUGAUGUGUCAAGCCGAGGGCAUUAACACGAGAAAGGGUUAUACUCCAUUUCUGCAUCUGAACUGUGCUGGCAUUGUUUCUCUAUCACAAUAGCUCACAUUCAUGUGCGGGGGUAUGGAAUGAUAAUUGUUUUGCAGCCUUAAGGGCAAUUGGUGGGCAGGGCAGGCCCUGGUCUCAAGAACGCAAGCAUGGACGGAACAGCUAAGAUCCUGGUUAAAGGAUGAUGACCCCCAUUUUUACCUCUGCUUCUUUCGAGUUCUCAUAUUCGUUUCGAGAUGAUUAAUAGACAUCCGAGACAAGAAGAGCAUGUAAAAGAUGUGGAAGUUGGUGCAGUGAGGAGGAAGCCUACCCAACAAUUAUAGCAUACCCCAAGUAGGACUACCGUGGUGUACAGUUUCCUCUGUCUCAUGUGAGGACACUUUGGGAUGUAAAGAUGUAAGUGGGUCUCUGUCUUUUCUGCUGGUCCCCUUACUUUAAAAAGUCUAUUUUUGUGAAAGAUGGCUGUUUGCUGCUCUUGUGAGUUGUGACCACUAACUUAUAUACGCAAAGUAUCAACUUGUUUGGAAUGGAGGUGUGUUUGAAAUUGCCA